Molecule: messenger RNA, 2527 nt
Organism: Apus apus (common swift)
Lineage: Eukaryota; Metazoa; Chordata; Aves; Apodiformes; Apodidae
Gene: MYOC
Product: myocilin
Exons: 3
Coding region: 350-1753 (467 amino acids)
Biological process (GO): signal transduction; osteoblast differentiation
Cellular component (GO): Golgi apparatus
Source: RefSeq, a predicted model, not a curated record
GGGGCCGGGUCUCCGCCAAGGACCCCGCUGGCCCCGGGGCCGGCGACUCCCCCGGGUCGGCCCCCCGCGAGGUGGGGUCCCGCUGCCCCGGCCCCCGGCCCUGCCCCUGGCACAUGGCCCCGGCGGCAAAGCCGCUGGCGGCGGCCGCAGCCCCCCGGAGCCCGGCCAGCAGCCUCGGACAGGCCGGGGGGGCAGCCCCGGCUCUCGCUCGGCGAAAGCCGCCGUCGCCGCAGGCAUCUGGAAGGUUCCGGCUCGUCCGUCCCCCCUCGCCGCCCCGACCCCUCUCCCCGCCGCCUUCCCGCCCUAUAAAUGCGGGCGGCAGCAGCCGGCGGAGCGGAGCGGGGGAGCCAUGCUGGGGGCCUGGCUGCUGCUCUGGGGGGGCCUGGCCCUGGGCUGCCGCGCCGAGACGGCCUUUCUGCGGCGGGCCGACGACAGCAGCGGCCGGUGCACCUACUCCUUCACGGUGGCCAGCCCCGUCGAGGCCGGCUGCCCUGAUGCCGGCGGCGUGUCGGAGCUGCGGGCCGAGCUGGCCGCCCUCGCUGCCCGCCUGAGCCGGCUGGAGAGCCGGGAGCGGGGCGCGGGGGGCUCGGGGCCGCGGGGAGGGGAGGCCGGGGCGGCCCGGCACCCCCAGCACGCAGCGCCGGUCGCUCGCCUGGAGCCCGGGUACAGCGAGCUGCUGCGGGCCAAAUCCCGGCUAGAGGAGGAGAAGGGGCGGCUGGAGCGGGAGAAAGAGGAGCUGGGGAGGCGACUAGAGAGCAGCGCCCAGGAGAUCGCCCAGCUACGGGCCGGUCGCUGCCCCCCCGGCGGAGAGGGAGCCGGCCGCGAACCCCUGCGCGCCCCCGGCAAAGCCCCCCGCUGGAACCCCCAGCCCCUCACCUACCAGGAGCUGCAGUCGGAGAGGACGGAGGUUCCCGCAUCCCAGCUGCUGGAGGAGACCGCGCUCGGCCGCCCGGGGAGCGAGGACUCAGGCUGCGGUGAGCUGGUGUGGGUGGGGGAGCCCAUCGUCUUUGGCCGGGCAGAGUCCAUCGCCGGCAAGUAUGGCGUGUGGAUGAAGGACCCCGAGCCCGUGUCCCCCUUCACGCGGGAAACCACCUGGCGUGUGGACACGGUGGGCACAGAGGUCCGUCAGCUCUUGCAGUAUGAGGCGGCUGAGCAGCUGGCCCAGGGCUACCCCGCCAAGGUGCACAUCCUGCCACGGCCCCUGGAGAGCACGGGAGCCGUUGUCUACCGUGGUGGGCUCUUCUUCCAGCCCCGUCGCUCCCGUGUCGUGGCCCGCUAUGACCUGCAGGUAGAGGCCAUCACGGCCCAGAGGGAGAUCCCCGGUGCUGGCUACCAUGGGCAGUACCCCUACUCCUGGGGGGGGUACACUGACAUAGACCUGGCGGUGGAUGAGACAGGGCUCUGGGUGAUCUAUAGCACCGAGAAGGCCAGGGGGGCGAUUGUCCUCUCCAAGCUGGACCCCAAGACUCUGGAGAUCCAGCGGACCUGGGAGACCAACAUCCGCAAACGAGGGGUAGCCAACUCCUUCAUCAUCUGUGGCACCCUCUACACAGUCAGCAGCUACUCAGCACCCAAUGCCACCAUCAACUUUGCCUAUGACACGGCCACUGGCACCAGCCGGGCCCUCAGCAUCCCCUUUGAGAAUCGUUUCCGUUACCUCAGCAUGGUGGACUACAACCCUGCUGAGCAGCAGCUCUUUGCCUGGGAUAGCUUCAACAUGGUCACCUACCCCAUCCGCCUCUCCCGGGAGUGAGCCGGGGCUGGGGAUGCGCUGGCUCAGCCCCUGUGACCCCCAUGCGUGCCUUGGCACCCCGCUUUGCUCCCUAGCUACCCCAGCAUGGCCGGGGGCACCUUCUCAGACAGCCCUGGAUGAUGGUGGGGGCCACACACUCAUCAGCUGCACCACGAUGGGACCCCCCAAUGUCCCCAGUGGCACAUCUGGCAACAUCCUGUUGUGCUCGAGUGCAGAAAUGAAGCGCUGACCCCCCUGGCAGCAGCAGAUGUGGGGAGCCCUCCCCAGCUUGGGAGGGCCUUGCUGAGGAGAGCAGCCAACAGCAGCCCGGCUGAGAGCCUGCAAACCCCAGUGCAUCCCACCCUGCUGGUGCCCUGGGGGGGGAUCCCAGAGCUCAGUCGCCUCCAAAAUUCAUCCAGCAGGAUCAAAAGCAGCAGGGAACAUGGAUGCUCAUUGCACAAGCCUUGUUUUAUUGGGGGGAAAAAAAAGAAGCCAAGAGAGCAGUGGUGAGGGCUGGCAGAGCAUUCCCACACCCCACGGUGUGCCCAGCCCCUCUCAGGCACAUGCUUUGGCUUUCUGGGCUGUGCCCAGCCACCAGCAUGGCAGCUACAGCCUAGUCUGGCCAGCAGCACACCCCAGGCAGGGCCAAAACCGUGCCAUUUUAACUAUUUAUUUUAGAUGGUUUGUAGGAGGCUUUUCUUCCCCCCUCCCUGGCAUUCAGGGCAGCAGCAGCCACAUCCCCCAGGGGAUGUGCAGGGUGCCAGCCCAAUAAAUGUUGCCCACCACUGCCUUGCA